CUCUCCCCACCUAUUUACACACCUUCCAUCUCACGCCACCACCACUUCAAAAUCAGCAAAACCACCUAAACCACAACCUCACUUCUCUCCCUCCCUUCCUCCUCCAUUGCAACCCAUCAAAACUCUUCACAAAAUAUUUAUCGAUACAAUAUACUAAACAACAUAGUUCGCGUCAGAUGGGCAACGCCGACUACGUGCAUUCGACGACAACAAAUGUCGUCGAAAGUGCGCACCGCGUGGCGGUCCCACCGCCACAACCUUUUUUGAAGUCGCUGACGUCGUCCUUGAAAGAGACCUUUUUUCCGGACGACCCACUGCGGCAGUUUAAGAACAAGCCACCGUCGAGGAAGCUCGUCUUGGGCCUUCAGUACUUCAUGCCGAUACUGGAGUGGGGUCCGCGUUACAGUCUCGAGUUCUUGAAAGCCGACUUGAUUGCUGGGAUCACCAUAGCUAGCCUCGCCAUCCCUCAGGGGAUUAGCUAUGCAAAGCUUGCUAAUUUGCCUCCAAUUCUUGGCCUUUAUUCGAGCUUUGUACCACCUUUGGUAUAUGCAGUGAUGGGAAGUUCGAGAGAUUUGGCAGUUGGGACAGUUGCAGUUGCAUCCCUACUCACAGCUUCAAUGUUGGGUGAUGAAGUCAAUGCUAAAGAAAAUCCAACACUUUAUCUUCAUCUCGCUUUCACUGCUACAUUCUUCGCUGGAGCCUUUCAAGCUUCUUUGGGUAUCUUAAGGUUAGGGUUUAUAGUGGAUUUUCUAUCACAUGCAACAAUAGUGGGAUUCAUGGCAGGAGCAGCAACAGUGGUAUGCCUGCAACAGCUGAAAGGGAUUCUAGGGUUAGAGCAUUUUACCCAUGGCACCGAUCUUGUCUCUGUUAUGCGUUCUGUCUUCACCCAAACUCAUAAGUGGAGAUGGGAAAGUGCUGUGUUGGGAUGCUGUUUCCUUUUCUUCUUACUCCUGGCUAGAUUCUUUAACAAGAGAAGACCAAAGUUGUUUUGGAUAUCAGCACUAGCUCCAUUGACGUUAGUCAUAUUGGGAAGUCUUCUUGUUUAUCUCACCCAUGCCGAAAAACAUGGUAUUCAUGUUCAAGUGAUAGGAGAAUUGAAAAAGGGUUUAAACCCUCUGUCAAUAACGGAUUUGGCAUUUGGAUCUCAAUAUCUCCCAAUAACCAUCAAAAUUGGAAUAAUCACAGGUGUCAUCGCUCUCGCUGAAGGAAUAGCAGUGGGAAGAAGCUUUGCAAUGUACAAGAAUUACCAGAUAGAUGGGAACAAAGAGAUGAUUGCUUUUGGGAUGAUGAACAUUGUUGGUUCUUUCACUUCUUGUUACCUCACCACUGGGCCAUUUUCACGAUCAGCAGUAAACUUCAACGCAGGAUGUAAAACGGCAGUUUCCAACAUUGUGAUGGCAAUGGCUGUGAUGAUCACACUUUUGUUUUUAACCCCAUUGUUCCAUUACACUCCUCUCGUGGUGCUUUCGUCGAUUAUAAUCGUUGCGAUGCUCGGACUCAUAGACUACGAAGCAGCAAUCCAUCUCUGGCAUGUCGACAAAUUCGACUUCACAGUGUGCAUGAGUGCAUACAUCGGUGUUGUUUUUGGCAGCGUUGAAAUCGGUCUAGUCAUAGCGGUUGUGUUAUCUGUGGUUAGGGUGUUGUUGUUUGUGACUAGACCAAGGAUCUUGGCUCUUGGAAACAUCCCAAAUUCCAUGAUCUUCAGAAGUGUUGAUCAGUACCCAAAUGCAAAUCUUGUUCCUGGAAUUCUCAUCCUAGAGAUUAAUGCUCCCAUUUACUUUGCCAAUUCAAGCUACUUAAGAGAAAGGAUAUCGAGGUGGAUAGAUGAGGAGGAAGACAAGUUAAAAUCCUCUGGUGAAACAAGUUUGCAAUAUAUUAUACUUGAUAUGGGUGCCGUUGGUAACAUUGAUACAAGUGGGAUUAGCAUGCUCGAGGAACUCAAGAACAGCACGGAGAGAAAAGGACUCAAGCUCGUAUUGGCCAAUCCGGGAGGUGAGGUGAUGAAGAAGCUAAACAAGUCAAAGAUUAUCGAGUCGAUAGGGCAAGAGUGGAUCUACAUUACAGUAGGAGAGGCUGUUGGAGCAUGCAACUUCAUGCUUCAUACAUUCAAACCAAAACCUAUGACUGUCAAUGGAUCAGAGACAUGGAGCGAUAAUGUCUGAACUACGUACCAAUUAACCAAAAACAACGCACCAGAAACAAACGCAUAUGGCUCGUUGGAACAAAGGGGAAAAUGAGUCGUAUUAGUAAUUUUCUUGCUCGUGCUAAAGUUGGAGGGUGUUUUUUUUAUUUUGGGUUUAUCCUCCAACAUUAUGUAAUUUGUAGAAAGCUAUGUAUUGUAUACAUGAUAGUAUAAUUAAAUUGGUAGUUUUUUUUUUUAUUAUAAAUUAUAUAGAUAUGUAAUAGUUAAGAUUGGCAAAUGUACUUUUGUGCUUCCCUUUGUCUCAAGUUAACUUAUAUAUGGAAACAAAAAUUUUGAUCA
Messenger RNA from Camellia sinensis, 2482 nucleotides. Its product is annotated as sulfate transporter 3.1. Gene Ontology annotation, biological process: sulfate transmembrane transport. The record is from RefSeq and is a predicted model, not a curated record. NCBI's taxonomy places the organism in Eukaryota, Viridiplantae, Streptophyta, Magnoliopsida, Ericales, Theaceae. Gene Ontology annotation, cellular component: membrane. Gene Ontology annotation, molecular function: secondary active sulfate transmembrane transporter activity.